This is a messenger RNA of Cetraspora pellucida, 657 nucleotides long. NCBI's taxonomy places the organism in Eukaryota, Fungi, Glomeromycota, Glomeromycetes, Diversisporales, Gigasporaceae. The record is from the annotation of a GenBank genome assembly.
CUUCAAACCUCGUUCAUACCAUUAGGAGAAAGUUACUUGUUCGAAACACAUGAAUUAAACUGGGUUCACCGUUUUGCGAAUAAGUUAUCUCAGUUUGAAGCUCCCCGUAAUCCGCUUCUUGAUAGAAAUUCUGAGGGUUGGAUAAACUGCCACAUUUUGGCGCCACUUAUUGACGAAUGUUUUUUAACCUGUGAAAACAUCCAAAUUCAUCGUUGUGAAGAAAUGUCUCUAGCUUCAAUCAUCCGCAAGAAUAUAUCAAGGGAGGAGGCCGAUAAGAAACAACCUGGUCAUAAAAUAGACAUUAUUUUUCGUGUUGAUGACAUAGAAUAUUUUGGUGCAGAAACAUUUACUGAUGAAGAUCUCCAUAAUUCGAGACCAAUCUCUUAUAAAUAUAAAUUGUUCAGAGAAAUGAAAGAUCAAUUGGAUCGUUUAUUAAAAAAAUUGAAAUUUACAAGAGAAACAGUGAAAAGGGUGAAAAAUAUUAUUCUGCAUGGAAUAUCCCACGGAGGAUUUAACGGGACAAUGUAUUCUAUGUAUUAUGAUAUUGAUAUCGGAUAUUAUUUUAUCUUUGAAUCAUGUCAUUAUCGAAUUGGAACAACAUGGGGAAGCGUUCCUGAAAGCCUUGCAGCCCUAAAGGAUGUGCUAGGAUUAAAGUGA